GCCAGGAAGAAAGACACCCUGAGCAGCGGCCACAUGGGAUUGGCUAAUCCAUCAGAAGAUUAUAGUUGGGGAAUCCGGGACAAUUUCAUACUUAAAAGGAAGCUGAGCCUGUGACCUGAUGGAGUCAAAAGGUGAAGAAAAUAUACAUGAACUCAUCCAGAUGAUGAAGAAAUAUAAUACCUCAAAACUCUCUCUAAGGAACAUCUUAGAUAUUGGUCAAGAGAAUGUGACUGACAUUGCUCCUACAGUUACAGAAGACCUUCCCCUGACAUUUCUACGGAAGCUCGUUGCCUUGGACAGUACUGCAAGGAGUAUUGAGAUUAAGGAAAAGGAACCGAAAUCAGAAACACGUAAGCCAAGCUCUCAGCCGACUCCACUCCAGCAAUGUGAUUCUGAUGAUGAAGAUAAAUCAAAUUCCAUUAAUCCUUUAGAUGUUCUGUGUGUUCUUCUGCAAUGUUCAGAUAUGUUUUUACAGCAGAACAUCUUCUCGAAAAUGUCCCUGUGCCAGUUUGCUGUCCCACUGCUGCUCCCUGCUGGUGAUGGCCCAGAAUGCACCUUCAUGCUGUGGGCUUUGAGAGACAUUGUCAAGAGAUGGAGACCACAAUUACUAGCAGAGAGUAAAGGGUUUAUAGAAAAAAACCUGGUCCAGGUUCCCAUGCAUUUUUUUUCCUUUGUCAAACUGGGAAAACGAAAAUUAUCCAAAUCUAAAAUCCUUAACCAAGUUCUUAGUCAAACUCAGCAGAACCACAACUUCUUUCUACAUGAUGACAUGGAAGGUGGGAAUAUUGAAAGACAAAUAUCCAAUGGGUUAGUCGAAGUGCAUUGGUAUUUACCUGUUGGAAAUAAGAAUUCUGACAUUUUCCCAGAACCUGUUGCUGUUACUAAUUUGCGUGGAGACAUAGAGUCUCACUGGAUGCAAUUUAGUUUCUUAACCCAAGUUUCAUCGGCAGUGUUUGUAUUUGCUGAGAGCAUUAAUGAGAUAGAAUUUGAGCUGUUUUCAAAGUUGAAGAACUCUACCACAACUUUCAAUUUUAUCAUUACUUCAAGAGGCAAAUCCACAGACCAAAAGACUUCGCAAAUGUUGCAGGAGUUAAGUUUGUUGUUAAAGAUUAAUAAAAGCAAUAUACUGAGGGUAGGCAAAGGGGAUAAUAAUACAGAAAUGGUAAAAAAGCUACGCCAACGUAUAACAGAUUUUAUGUCGGCUUCAAAAAAAACUAAAUUGGAAAACAUGUUGCAUACAGCCCUGGAGCUUGGAAUCAAGGUGGAUGAGAUGAGUGGGGAAUGUCAGAAAGCAAAAAUAUGUGCCUAUGAAAUUACAAAACAUAUCACUGAUGUAGUCAAGUACAGGAAAAAAACAUUUAAACUUCAAGGAGAUCUGUGGAAGCAAAUUGCCCGAGUAGAAAAGGAACUGUGUAGAAUGAAAGAACAAGGGGAUACAGGUACAGAACAAUACAAAUCUCAGCUUAUACAGAGACGUACUGAGCUACACAGGGAGCAGAACAAACAUAAGUUACCUGAUGGCAUGAUCAAAUUUAUUUCUGCAAUAACUGAUUUGUCCCUAAAAGAGAAACAGUAUUUCUUGAAAUUGAUUCAAUUUACCCUUGACUCACUUGCAAGAGAUAAUCUUUCUCUACAACAAACUAAAUACAAGGAGAAAUGUAAAGACUCAAAAACAAAUCAGACUGGACUUAAACAUCUAGACCAGCAGAUGUCUGACAGUUCUUUGGGGGUAGAACAUUUUCUGCGGGAGAUGGGGCAGUUUUAUGAGGCAGAAUGUUCCAUGAUAAAAGAAAAGCAAAUAAAUGCAAAGGAGAAAAAAUUUACCAAACUCCCAGGUAUAGCAGCUGAUCUCCUGCUUGGUGGGUUUCCACUAGAGCUGAUAGAUGGAGAUGCCUCCAACAUUCCCAUGGUGUGGGUGACAGAUAUCCUUACUGAGCUGGACAAGAAAACAGGAGGGAAAUGCAGAAUGAGAGUAAUCACAGUGCUGGGAGUGCAGAGCACAGGGAAAUCCACCCUCCUGAACACCAUGUUUGGGCUGCAGUUCCCUGUGGCCAGUGGGCGAUGCACACGAGGAGCCUUCAUGACACUCAUUAAAGUGAAAGAAAAUUUACAGAAGGAUCUGGGCUGUGAGUUUGUACUGGUGAUUGACACAGAAGGUUUAAAAGCUUCAGAAUUAGCUUCCUUGGAGGGCAGCUAUGAACAUGACAAUGAGUUGGCAACUCUAGUGGUUGGGCUCAGUGAUAUCACCAUAGUUAAUAUUGCCAUGGAGAAUGCAGAAGAAAUGAAAGACACUUUGCAGAUUGUGGUCCAUGCAUUUCUCAGAAUGAGUCACAUAGGAAAGAAACCCAAAUGCCAGUUUGUGCAUCAGAAUGUGAGUGAUGUUUCUGCUCAUCAAAUGAACAUGAUGAGCAGAACGAAACUCCUGAAGCAGCUGGACAACAUGACCAAAGCAGCAGCAAAUAUGGAAAAGAAAAGUGGAAUCACAAGCUUCUGUGACAUCAUGGACUAUAAUAUUGAGGAAGACAACUGGUUCAUUGCUGGGCUUUGGUACGGCGUCCCACCCAUGGCUUCUGUAAGCUCCGGCUACAGUGAGAAUGUGUAUGAACUGAAAAAAUACCUGAUCCAGUAUAUGAAAGAAUCCAGAGAUAGACAAAAUCUCCAGAGCAUUAAAACAUUUAUUAAAUGGACUAAAAGUUUAUGGAAUGCUGUCAAAUAUGAGAAAUUCCUUUUUAGUUUCAGAAACAGCCUGGUAGCUGACGCUUACAAUAAUCUGUCGGUUAAAUACUCCCAAUGGGAAUGGAAUUUUCGGAAGAAAGUUUACACCUGGUUAAUUGAGGCUGAGACAACAAUCAAGAACGAAUCUGCAAAUAAUCUGCUGUCUGAAACAGGUUCCAGGUUUGAUGAUGAUCUGCUUGUUAUUCUCUCCAAAGAAGAGGAAAACAUGUUGAAUUUGCUAAAAGAAUAUUUUAAAGAAAAAUCUAAUCAUGUUGAACUGAUAAUAAAGUACAAAGAAGAUUUCUUUAGAGGCGUUCCAUGUCUCAGAAAGAACCUGCAACAUUAUGUAACAGUAAAGUUGGGUGAGGCUGUUAAAAUCCAAAAUGGAAAAUUAAAAAUUCAGGCCAUUCAGAGAGGCUACCAAAUGAAGAUAGAAAAUGAAGUCACCAAUCUCUUGGAAUCGGUCAAAAGAGAGAAACGUCGGCUCAGUAAUAAGGAGGUCACAAAUGCAUUUGAGACUAUGUGGAAAAGAACCUUAGCAGAGGUACCAAGGAAUCUGUUAGAGAAACGGAAUGUUAGUGAGGAAAUGAUCCAGAAACUUAAAAAAGACCAGGCAAAUAAAGCAAGUUAUAUCAAUGAGAGACUAUUGAAGGUAAGACAUUUAGAAGAAUUUGGUAAAAAUGAAUUCACAAUAAGGGAAAAUCCUUCUGAUACUAAAGAGAAUACAUUUAGUAAAAUAACUGAGUUUUGGCGCAAGCAAAGCAGUCAAAAAUUAAGAGACUUUGCUUUCUCAAUAAUAACGAAAUGCAAUCGUUAUGUCAAUGAGAAGGUUAAGACUGAAGUAGAUUAUAAUGAUAUGUAUUGCCAGGAAUUACUCAACAUAAUCAAUGAAAAACUCGGGGAGAAAGAAUAUGCAAGUCUCCAUUCUACUCAUCAGUUUGAGUUGGAUUUAAAACUCCACAUCUUAGGGAAUGCAGCCCCCAGAUUUCAGCGGAUGCACAAUGCAUUUAACCAACAGAAUGAUCCUGUACUUUGUCUGGAAAAGCUAAAAUCUGAUUAUCUGGCAACAUUUGUAAAUAUAUUCCAGGAAAAGGAUGAAACCCAAAACAGAGCCAAGCGUUUCUGUGAGCUCUGCCUGAAGCCGGCAAUAACCGACCACAUUAACCAACAUCUGGGGAAGGAUAUAGUGGAUGAUAUAGUGCACAGUGGAAAUACCAAAGAAUAUUGCAGCAGAACCUUCUUCCAGUUCACUGUACUAAAGAAACUUCUAGAAGAGAACACAUUUUCCCAAUAUGUACAAUAUAUUAAAUCAUACGAGAGCUUUGUAAAAACCUGGAUAGUAAACUACAUAACAGACAGGUAUAAUCAUUCCCAAUUCCUAAAAGAUUUGCAAGUGAGUAUCCUUACUGGUGUUUGUGGUGAUAUUAGAAAAGGUUUUAAUGAUCUGAAGUCAUCAAAAAUGUCCAGUAUCCAAGACUUGCUCAAACGCUUUUGUGAGGAAUUAAAAACGAAACUAGUGAUUUCUGAGAAAAAUGUCAAAGUGAUCGUUUUUCAUAACACGGCAGAUAUUCAGCAGUUUUCAAAGGAUAUUGAGGUAUUUCUGAUGGACACAGAAGAACAAAUCCUAUCAGAAAUUAAAUCCUCUUGUACAGAAUCAGUACUUGCCAAACUCACAGUGAAACCUGAGGAAGAGCUGUUUAAGAGAGUGUUUGGCUGUGGGAAGCAGUGUCCCUUCUGUGGGGCCCCCUGUGAGGCUGGAGGUACUGACCAUAAGGAGCACUUUGCCUCUGUCCAUCAGCCUCAAGGUUUGGGAAGAUGCAGAAAUUUAUAUAGUCAUAUUUUAGAAACGGAAAUAUGUUCAACUGAUGUUGUUACUGAGAAGGCAUUCAGAAAUGCAGAUACAGAUGAGCAAUGGCACCCUUACAAAGAAUACCGCACAAUCUACCCAGACUGGGCCAUUCAGCCUGACCCCAGCAUCACAGCCUCCGACUACUGGAAAUAUGUUUUUGUAAAGUUCAAUGAAGAAUUUGCAGAAGAAUAUGAAGCAAAGCCGGCUGAUCUGCCAGAGACAUGGCUCCAGAUAACUGAAGAACAAGCCCUUCAAAGCCUCCAAGAAACAUUUCAUAUGAAGUGAUAGUAACUAGUGAUGGGCGAAAAGUUUCGCCAGGCAUGGAU
This is a messenger RNA of Xenopus tropicalis (tropical clawed frog), 4890 nucleotides long. RefSeq names its product up-regulator of cell proliferation gene 3 (gene urgcp.3). Gene Ontology annotation, molecular function: GTP binding. Lineage: Eukaryota; Metazoa; Chordata; Amphibia; Anura; Pipidae. Gene Ontology annotation, cellular component: cytoplasm; nucleus. Bases 119 to 4849 code for a protein of 1576 amino acids. The record is from RefSeq and is a predicted model, not a curated record. The transcript is spliced from 3 exons.